Diabrotica virgifera virgifera (western corn rootworm) is the source of this 699-nucleotide messenger RNA. RefSeq names its product cuticle protein 7-like. The record is from RefSeq and is a predicted model, not a curated record. The transcript has 4 exons. Gene Ontology annotation, cellular component: extracellular matrix. NCBI's taxonomy places the organism in Eukaryota, Metazoa, Arthropoda, Insecta, Coleoptera, Chrysomelidae. Bases 57 to 596 code for a protein of 179 amino acids.
AUUUGUUCUAGUAAGGUGGAAGUGUGUUAUUUUUUUAUUUAUUGCACUGGAUAAAAAUGUUGUACAUAAAGGUAAUAAUAUCCACACUUUGCAUCGUUGCAUCAGAUGUCUUAGGAGGAGCAAUUACAGAAUAUCCCGAUGAGGGAUACACAGGAAAAGACGACUAUUAUGCGCAUCCAAAAUACGCUUUUAAAUACGGUGUCCAUGAUCCAUCUACCGGCGACGUGAAGAGUCAAAAAGAAGUACGAGAUGGUGACGUUGUGAAAGGACAGUACUCACUAGUAGAACCCGAUGGUUCGAUUCGUACCGUCGACUAUGUAGCGGAUCCUGUAAAUGGAUUUAACGCAGUUGUAUCGAAAACUGGGCCAUCUGUACAUAUUGCACAAGAACCUGUUGCCAUUAAGAAAGUAGUACCGACUUAUGUAAACCAAGUAGUACCAGUCGUCAGGCCGAUAUACCAGAAAAUAGUAGCGCAACCUGUAUAUAAAUAUACGUCGACGUUAGGAUUGAAUGACAUCUACCAGGGUUAUGGCUACGAAGACGGUUAUGACAUAAGUCCAUAUCUUCAGGAUGUUCAUGAUGAGCAUUUAUAUUAGCCAACAAAAUACGCUACUGUACUACUAUUGUUAAAAUAUUGUUAAAUUUAUUAAGUAUUUUAAGUUAAAUAUAUUAUAUUUAGUAAUAAAAAACAAAACAAGA